This is a messenger RNA of Phoenix dactylifera (date palm), 668 nucleotides long. Its product is annotated as Putative membrane lipoprotein. The record is from RefSeq and is a predicted model, not a curated record. Lineage: Eukaryota; Viridiplantae; Streptophyta; Magnoliopsida; Arecales; Arecaceae.
GUCAAAGCAAAAGAAGAAAUGGAGCCGGAGAAGAGGAAGUUAAGAAGGGAAGAAGAGAUCCUAGAGACGGCCUUGGCGGCAGCCGGAGCUGCUCUCUUUGUCUCAGGCCUCAAAAAGCUCCUGCCUUGCAUUCUAAAGCAAUGGCCGGUGGCUUCGGUGGUCACUCCAUCUCUGCUUCUCUUCCUGCUUCUGAACCUUAUCAUUGCUUCCAUAGUUGUUAUCUCGGUCCACCCUAAAUGUGGCACUGAGAGUAAGUGCAAGUCUCCAACUGAUGGGGUCAAAAGGAAGAAGAAGAGCAGGCAAAGAGGGAGGAGAUCGAGCUCUCCGGCUUCGACGAUGGAAAAGAAGCAGAUGGAGUUUGUUGAGCUGGGAGGGGAUGAGGGAGAGGAGGAUGGAGAUGCAGAGGAACUGAACGCAAGGGUGGAGGCUUUCAUAACGGCGUUCAGGAGGCAGCUCAGGGUUGACUCAUUCUCUUCGGGUGGUAUUCAUCACCGAACCAGUUAUGCUGGAACUCCAUCUUGUUUGGUGGAUCAUGAGUGUUAUUAAUUUGGAGCAUAAAUGUAGUUGUAGGUAGUUCUUUAAGGGAUUUUCUGUUAAAUCUUUGGGUGAAGGACAGUAUUUCACCAAUGAUAUAAUUGAGGUGGUUUGUGCUUGAAUGUUGGGAUUUA